GCACACAUAAAGUAUAGUAAUAUUCGUCUAGUUGUUUCCUUUGGCUAUUUGCUACAGUCUUAAGAGAAUGGCUGCUGGAAUAUCUUACCAGGCUAAUGGGGCUUUUCAAUCCCAUUCUUAUUUGAACAAUUUUAAUCAUCAGAAAAAGCUGAAGAACAAUAUAGUAAAACUGGUGACCAAGGAUUUUAUCAGCAGUAACUGCCUUUCAAGGCGGGUUUGUAGUGUAAUUCAAUCUUCAGCUUCUCAAACAUCAGUGAUUGAGACAGUGUCAUCCCCUUCAAGAAGCAAAACUAGGGACAGAGACAUUCACAAGAAAUCAAAUGAAGCUGCUUUGAUCCUUAUUCGACACGGUGAGUCCUUGUGGAAUGAGAAGAACUUGUUCACAGGUUGUGUUGAUGUGCCACUGAGCAAGAAGGGCAUAGAUGAAGCAAUUGAAGCUGGGAAAAGAAUUAGCAGUAUUCCUGUCGAUCUCAUAUUUACAUCUGCUUUGAUUCGUGCACAAAUGACAGCCAUGCUUGCCAUGACACAUCAUCGUCGUAAGAAGGUGCCUAUCAUAAUGCACAAUGAGAGUGAACAAGCAAGGGAAUGGAGUCAAGUUUUUAGUGAAGAUACAAAACGGCAAUCCAUUCCAGUCAUAGCAGCCUGGCAAUUGAAUGAAAGAAUGUAUGGAGAACUACAAGGUCUCAAUAAGCAAGAAACGGCAGACAAAUAUGGGAAAGAACAAGUCCAUGAGUGGCGCCGGAGUUAUGACAUACCUCCCCCAAAUGGUGAAAGUUUGGAAAUGUGUGCUCAAAGGGCAGUUGCCUAUUUUAGAGACCAAAUUGAACCUCAACUUUUAUCAGGAAAGAAUGUUAUGAUUGCAGCCCAUGGGAAUUCUCUGAGAUCCAUUAUCAUGUACCUUGACAAACUAACUUCCCAACAGGUGAUUAGUUUAGAAUUGUCAACUGGAAUUCCUAUGCUUUAUAUUUUCAAAGAAGGAAGAUUCGUUAGGAGGGGAAGUCCAAUAGGACCAACUGAAGCUGGAGUUUAUGCCUAUACUGGGGGUUUGGCCCUUUACAGGCAGAAGUUGGAUGAUAGGUUCCAAUAAUGUUUUUUAAGUUAAUAUGUCACGUGUUAAUCAGCAAUACAGUAGGGUUACAUAUGGGGAAAAAAAUAAAAGACUUUAUCAUUGUUAAAGUUACAUAGCAUGAAAAUCUGCGCGUCUUUUGGGGG
Abrus precatorius (Indian licorice) is the source of this 1212-nucleotide messenger RNA. RefSeq names its product 2,3-bisphosphoglycerate-dependent phosphoglycerate mutase-like. Gene Ontology annotation, biological process: glycolytic process. The coding region runs from base 68 to 1087 and encodes 339 amino acids. NCBI's taxonomy places the organism in Eukaryota, Viridiplantae, Streptophyta, Magnoliopsida, Fabales, Fabaceae. Gene Ontology annotation, molecular function: intramolecular phosphotransferase activity. The transcript has 9 exons. The record is from RefSeq and is a predicted model, not a curated record.